CUCACCUUAUCAAACGUGGACAUAUGCACGCCCGUUGAGCUGCAGCGAUCGUCAUGUCAGCCGUCACAUCUCCACAACCGUUAGACUUGUCGCACCACUACUCGUAUGCAUCCAAGAAUCGCAAUCCGAGCAGCGUAAAGAGCUUCUACAAGUACUUUGCAAUCCCCAACAUCGCCAAUUUUGCCGGAGGCUUACCACACCCUUCAUAUUUCCCGUACGAUACUCUCGAAGCGACCGUCGCCCGACCUCAGCGUCUCCAGCCAUCCAACAAAGAUGACACCAAAGCCGACCGGGUAGUCAUCCCAAAAGAAGUUCAGACACCUGAUCUAACACGUAAAAUCGACUUGACUACUGCUUUACAGUAUGGCACUGCCGAAGGCUACCCGCCAAUUUUCUCGUUCCUGCGACAGUUCGUUCGGGACCAUCUCCAUCCCAAUGUCCCCUACGAAGGAGGUCCCGAGAUCAUCAUGUCAUGCGGCAAUACUGACGGCUUCUCUAAAGCCGUUGAGCUAUUCACUAAUAUCUGGAAUCCCGACCGGGACUGGAUUCAGCAGCGCGAAGGCGUGCUAUGUGAGGAGUUCACCUAUAUGACUGCCAUUCAGACCAUCCAGCCGCGAGGCCUGAAUACUGUCACCGUGGCCGUAGAUGGUCAGGGUAUGCUAGCGUACGGAAAAGGUGGCCUGAAAGACGUGCUGGAAAAUUGGGACUUCCGACGUGGAAGACGUCCACAUCUCAUGUACACUGUGACGAUUGGCCAGAAUCCCACGGGAGGAAACUUGUCCAUUGAGCGGAGAAAAGAAAUCUACGCGCUCUGUCAGAAAUAUGACGUGAUUAUGGUGGAAGAUGAUCCGUACUGGAACUUGCAGUUCCCCUCCGCAUACGAGAAGGAGUCCCGUUAUCGGGGUGCCUCGACAGAGCCCACGCCCUAUAAUCGGAGCUACAAUGCCGAGGGCAAAUCUUCGGGCUAUGCUUUCUUAGACUCUUUGUUGCCUUCGUACCUGUCAAUUGAUACCGAAGGACGAGUUGUGCGGCUCGACACUUUCUCCAAGACUAUUGCUCCCGGCAGUCGUCUGGGCUGGAUCACUGCGCAGCCUGCGGUUAUCGAGCGGAUUACUCGCAUCACCGAGGUUACAACGCAGCAGCCCUCGGGUUUCGUGCAGUCUAUAAUUGCCCAGACAAUUAUCGGGGAACAGCUGAAGGAGAAAGGAGCUCUUGCUUUGAUGAAGCAAGAAGUCUCUAGCUGGCGCAUGGAUGGGUGGGUUCGCUGGCUGGAAGGACUACGUGGAGGCUAUGAGAGGCGCAUGAAUGAUAUGUGCAGCGUCCUGGAAGAGAACAAGUAUCUGUUCUCUGAGAGCCCCGAAAAGUCAUCAACUGUUGACCAUGUCAAUGACUGGGAGGUAGUCGACCGGGUACAGAUGUAUGACUUCGUCUGGCCCAAGGGCGGCAUGUUCGCUUGGGUUGAGAUACGUCUUGAGACCCAUCCAUUGCGGACUAAAUACAGCGAGAGAAAAUUGUCCAAGGCUUUCUGGAUACAUCUCACAAAGAAGCCGCAUUUGUGUCUGGUUGCGCCGGGCCAGAUAUUUGCGGCUGGGCCAAAGUCUGCUGAAAAAGAGCACCGGUAUAUCCGUGUGGCUUUUGCGCCAAUGGACCCUGAGGACGUCUCGCCUUUCACUCGCAGGCUUGUUGAAGGUUUCCGAUCGUUCUGGAAGCGGGAGAAUCUAGAUGGCUUGGAUGACGAUGAUGAGACUCUGGCGAUGCAGUCGAUGCAGUUGAAUUCAGGGAUUAACUUUGUGGGCCCUGGAUGUUAA
Molecule: messenger RNA, 1808 nt
Organism: Penicillium subrubescens
Lineage: Eukaryota; Fungi; Ascomycota; Eurotiomycetes; Eurotiales; Aspergillaceae
Product: putative aromatic amino acid aminotransferase
Exons: 3
Coding region: 54-1808 (584 amino acids)
Biological process (GO): biosynthetic process
Molecular function (GO): transaminase activity; pyridoxal phosphate binding
Source: RefSeq, a predicted model, not a curated record